GAUGCAAGUUCAUCUUCAUCUAUUAGUAAGUCAGCAGCCAUGAAAGCUCUUUUCAUACCUUUUCUUCUGUUAUACUCACUUCCCUUGCCGAAGACGUCCCUUGCAGGGAACAUAUUUACCAAAACUCAAUUCCUUAAAGAUGGUGAGACCAUCGUCUCAAACGGGGGAACCUUCGAGAUGGGAUUUUUUAGCCCGACCAAUUCCUCAAACCGUUACGUAGGAAUCUGGUACAAACAAAUUCCUGGUCAGACAGUGGUUUGGGUUGCAAACAGAGACGCUCCAAUCAAGAACACUUCUUCAGCAGUCUUGAAGAUCACUCUGGGAGGCCAACUUUCCCUUGUUGGAGACAACAGUCAGGCCGUUUGGUCUGCAAACAUAUCAAGAUCGGUGCAAAAUCCGGUUGCAGAGUUGCUGGAUACUGGGAACCUGGUGGUGAGAGAUGCAGAUGAUGAAAACCCGGAGAAUUUUCUCUGGCAAAGUUUCGAUUUUCCGACUGAUCAUUACUUACCCGGAAUGAAACUUGGCCGGAAUCUUGUCUCCGGCCAUGAGGUUUAUGUUACUGCAAGGAAACACGACGAAUCUCCAGCUUCUGGUGAAUAUACAUUUCACUUGGACCCUACUGGAUACCCACAAGCUGUCAUCAAGAACGGCUCAACUGAGAUUUAUGGAUUAGGACCCUGGAACGGGUUGCGCUUUAGUGGAACAAGAGCUGUAGAUCAGAACAACACCCAUGACCCAAAUGGACUUGUUAUAAACAAAAAGGAGGUUUAUAUUUGGUAUAAUCUUAAUAAGGAUUUGGGUGUAUUCAGGUUUUUUCUUACAAGCAAUGGUGUCCUAGAAGCCUGGAUAUGGGAAGAUCAGAGGAAGGAAUGGGUGAAUUUGUCAAGUGUGCCGUCAGAUGAUUGUGACACAUAUGGUUUGUGUGGUGCAAAUGGUGUCUGCAAUGUUGGUAAGUAUCCUCCUUGUGGAUGUUUGGAUAAAUUUUUGCCUAAUAAUAGAACUGCAGAAAAUCCAGUUCAAGCCUGCCAUAGGAGAAACCCACUGAACUGCCACAAUGGAUCCACAACUGAUGGAUUCCUCAAGUACUCUGGUGUCAAAUUGCCAGAUACAAAGCAGUCUUGGUAUAAUGAGACUAUGACCCUUCAAGAGUGUGAAGAAAUUUGCUUGAGGAAUUGCUCUUGUAUGGCUUAUUCCUCUUUGAAUAUAAGUGAGGGAGGAACUGGCUGCCUGCUAUGGUUAGGGGACUUGGUUGACAUUAGAUGGCUGUCUGAAAAUGGACAAGACAUAUACAUCAGACUUGCUUCUUCGGAAGUACCUGCAGGGCCUGAAACAGGUUCAAUUCAUUCAAGCUCCAAGAAGAAGAAAGUACUAAUCAUUGUACUUUGUUUGUCACUACUGGUUCUAGUGCUUCUGGUUGGCUGCUUAUUGUCUUUAUGGUAUUUUUGCAAAAGGAGAAUCGCCAAACAAGCGAUGAAGAAAGAAUUAGAGCUACCAUUAUUUGAUUUAUCUACUAUAACAAGAGCUACGAUUAGCUUUUCAGAAAAUAACAAACUUGGCCAUGGUGGAUUUGGAGAUGUUUACAAGGGUGUUUUGAAUGAGGGACAAGAAAUAGCUGUCAAGAGAUUAUCAAAGACUUCCACACAAGGACUUGAGGAAUUCAAGAAUGAAGUCAUUUGUAUCGCCAAAUUACAACAUCGGAAUCUUGUCAAGCUUUUAGGGUGUUACAUUAGCGGGGAAGAAAAGAUGUUGAUCUAUGAAUACAUGCCGAACAAAAGUUUAGACUUCUUCAUAUUUGAUGAAACAAGAAAAAAAUUACUUGAUUGGCACAAACGCUUCAACAUAAUCAAUGGAAUUGCUCGAGGAUUAUUAUAUCUCCAUCAAGAUUCUAGGCUAAGAGUUAUUCAUAGAGACCUAAAAGCCAGCAACAUUUUGCUUGAUAUUGACCUAAACCCUAAGAUAUCAGACUUUGGAUUAGCUAGGAGUGUAAGAGAGAAUGAGACUGGAGAUCAAACAAAACGAGUCGCUAGGACACAUGGUUAUAUAUCUCCCGAAUAUGCAGCACAUGGGAUGUUCUCAGUGAAAUCAGAUGUGUUCAGUUAUGGUGUUCUAGUACAAGAGAUAGUAAGUGGUAGGAGAAAUAAUGAUUUUUGCGAUGAAGAUCAAUAUGAGACCCUACCCGGACAUGCAUGGAAGCUUAAUAUAGAAGGAAGAUCAAUUGCACUGGUAGAUGAGCAUAUUGCUGAUUCAUGUGAUGUAGUCCAAGUUCUAAGGUCAAUCCACGUCGGCCUAUUAUGUGUGCAACAAAAUCCAAAUGAUAGGCCAACCAUGUCUUCAGUAGUUCAAAUGUUGGUUAACGAUGUUGCCUUGCCUCAACCUAAAGAGCCCGGUUUCUUCUCUGGCAAAAGGGAGAUUAACAAUGAACUGUCUCCAGUCACACGUGCAACAAGUUCGAUAAAUGAAGUCACUAUGACUUCACUUCAUCCUCGAAGCUGUCUGGCAAUGGAAACCGCUCCGCUGUUCUUUGCGUUUCUGUCUUUUCUUUCCAUUCUGCAGUGUUGUGUGGCGAGAGAUGCCAUUAUCUGGAACCAAACUCUCAGACAAGGAGACACCAUCGUUUCAGCAAAUGGAGCCUUUGAGAUGGGAUUCUUCAGCCCUCCCAAUUCCCAGAAUCUUUAUGUCGGCAUCUGGUACAGAAACAUUAAUCCUCAGACGGUCUGCUGGGUUGCAAACCGCGAGAAUCCUAUCAAAAACUCAUCAUCCAUGUCCCCAGUUUUAAGAAUGUCCAAGAAAGGCGUGCUGGAUCUUAUUGUUGACACUAACACCACAAUAUGGUCCUCUACGGCCACCAGAUCAGUUGCAAAUCCAGUUGCAAGGCUGCUGGAUUCUGGGAAUCUUGUGGUUAAAGAUGAUGAUGAUUCGGGGGAUUUCGUGUGGCAGAGUUUUGUUUAUGCGACUGACAUGCUUUUAACAGGUCAGGGAAUGGGGAAGAACUUUGUGACAGGGCAUGAGGUGUACCUGUCAUCAUGGAAGAGUGACAGUGAUCCAUCUCCAGGGGAUUUCAGUCUGCACUGUGAUCCUACUGGGUGGAUACAGUGUUUCGUGAGGCGAAAUGGGACGAUUGAGGUGUCGAGAUCAGGGCCGUGGAACGGGUUGGGGUGGAGUGGGGUGCCUGCUCUGAGAGCCCCCUUUUACAUAAUGAAUUUCAUAAAUGACAAGACUCAGGUUUUCAUUAGCUACACUCCAGCAAACACCCAUUUUGUGUCUCAUUUGAUGAUCACUAAAGACGGUGUUGUGGAGCGAAAUUGGGUGGAUAAUCAGUGGCAGAGUUACCAUAGUCUUCCUCAAGAUAACUGUGAUCAAUAUGGGUUAUGCAGCCCGAAUGGCUACUGCAACAUUGAGAAAUCCCCACCCUGUGCCUGUCUGGAUAAGUUUCUGCCAAAAGAUAGCCAAGCCUGGAGAAGGCCAGACUUCUCGAAAGGGUGCGUUAGGCGGGCAGCGUUGGAUUGCCAUGAAAACGCAUCCUCGGAUGGGUUUCUCAAGUUCUCGGGUAUCAAAUUACCAGACACUAAGAAAUCCCGGUUCAAUCAGACCAUGACACUCCAAGAAUGCGAGCGAGUCUGCCUCAGGAACUGCUCCUGCACAGCUUAUUCGACGCUGAAUAUAAGCGACGGGAGUGGUUGUUUGCUCUGGUUUGGAGAUUUGAUUGAUAUCCGACACCUCUCCGAAAUUGGGCAAGACAUAUACAUCAGGAUGGCUUCUUCUGAGCUCCCUAAAAAUGUUAACAAUGGAAGAGGAAAGAAACAUACAGCUUUUGUGGUGAGCUUAUCAGCAGGAAUAGGAGCAGUUCUGGUAAUCAUCAGCCUGUUGUUAUAUUACAGGAAGAAGAAGAAGGAUUAUGACAAACUCAAAAAAGAUUUGGAGUUGCCCCUGUUUGACUUAUCUAAAAUAACAAGAGCUACCAACAAUUUCUCCGACGACAAUAAGCUCGGGGAGGGCGGGUUUGGACCUGUUUACAAGGGGGUGAUGAAAGAUGGACAAGCGAUUGCAGUGAAGCGGCUCUCAAAGGCUUCCACGCAAGGAAUAAACGAGUUCAAGAAUGAAGUCAUCUGUAUCGCGAAGCUUCAGCAUCGGAAUCUUGUGAAGCUUUUGGGGUGCUGUAUUCACGGAGACGAAAAGAUGUUAAUUUACGAAUAUAUGCCUAACAAAAGCUUGGACUUGUUCAUAUUUGAUGAAACCAAAAAGAAGUUACUUGAUUGGCCUAAAUGUUUCAAUAUUAUCAUUGGAAUUGCUCGAGGCCUACUGUAUCUACACCAAGAUUCUCAUCUAAGAAUAAUCCACAGAGACCUCAAAGCCAGCAACAUCUUGCUGGAUACCGACCUAAACCCGAAGAUAUCAGACUUUGGCUUGGCUAGAAGUGUUAAAGGGAAUGAGACAGGAGCAAAUACAAACCUAGUUGCCGGAACAUACGGGUACAUGUCACCAGAGUAUGCAGUGCACGGGGCUUUCUCAGUCAAAUCUGACGUAUUCAGUUUCGGUGUCUCGGUAAUAGAAAUAAUUAGUGGGAAAAGAAACAGGGGAUUCCGCCAUCAAGAUCACUGUGAAAGCCUUCUUGGACAUGCAUGGAAGCUCUUCACAGAUGGAAGAUCAGGUGAACUAAUAGAUGAGCAUCUAGCAGAGCCAUGUCAUUUGCCUCAAGUGCUGAGAUCAAUACACGUCGGCCUAUUGUGUGUGCAGCAACACCCCGAGGAUCGGCCAAGCAUGUCUUCUAUCGUUAAAAUGUUGGACAGUGAGGACGUGUUACAUGAGCCGAAAGAGCCGGGAUUUUUCACAGAAAGUAGUAGUAGGGUUAUUACGGAUGCUGAAUCUUCCACAGGCCAAAGAACAACAGGUUCCAUUAAUGAAUUAUCCACCACAAUGUUAUAUCCACGCUAGAGUACUGCAGAUUGGUUAGGACUUAGGAUUGGUUUUUAUCAGUUUUCCCAAAGUUUCAAGCUUUGUGGCUUUUUUCUUUGAUGUCAUUGGGAUACAGAUUCUGGUGUAAAAUUUUAGUUUUUCUUCAUAGCCUAAAUUUAUUUGUUGUUGCAAUGUAAAAACUAAAAACAAAAAAUUAAGUUAUUG
Molecule: messenger RNA, 5118 nt
Organism: Ipomoea nil (Japanese morning glory)
Lineage: Eukaryota; Viridiplantae; Streptophyta; Magnoliopsida; Solanales; Convolvulaceae
Exons: 12
Coding region: 40-4932 (1630 amino acids)
Biological process (GO): recognition of pollen; protein phosphorylation
Molecular function (GO): ATP binding; protein serine/threonine kinase activity
Source: RefSeq, a predicted model, not a curated record